AUGGGCACUCGCAUGGACCCCAGCUACACCUGCCUUUUCGUCGGCUACGCAGGACAGUCCAUGUUCCAAGCCUGCACCGGGAACGCCCCCCAACUCUUUCUGCGCUACAUAGAUGACUGCAUUGGAGCUGCUUCCUGCACCCACACCGAGCUCAUCAAAUUCAUCAACUUUGCCUCCAACUUCCAACCUGUCCUUGAAUUCACUUGUAGCCUGAAAGGUGACACGUCCACAGGGGCUGUGACAUCUGUCUGUAUCCGAGAAGGUCCCGUCAUCUUCGAAGAGCCCAUGUCAGGAACACACAUCACGGUUCAGAACAUCACCGGGACCUGCAACCUCACCCUGACCUGCUCCGUGACCUCAGGUGACCCCACCAGCUUCAGGUGGUGGAGGGGAGGAGAAGCUGUGGGAAACGACAGCCCCCAUCACCUCUGGGAACACGGAGAGACGGUAGAGAUUCAUCACACAGCAGAGGUGGAGGACGUUGUGUACAGGUGUGAGGCCAGGAACCCCAUCAGUGAGGGCACGGCACAGAUCCGGCUGUGGGACGUCUGUAAAGUGCACACAACUGCACCCAAUACAACAACAACAUCCGAUACAACACCACCCAUGUUUCAGCUAACGACCCUGCUGAUUGUUCUGGCGGUGCUGGUGAUCUUCCUGAUCUCUGCUCUCAUCGUGAUUCCCUUGGUCAUCUGGAGGAGAAGGGCGGCCAGAAGGGAAAUGGCUGCAGAAAGGGAUAUGUCUUCAGGCACUGAAGGCCCAGCGGAGACCAGCACCGUUUAUGCAGAUCUUCGGUGGACGCAGAACCAUCAUGCGAGCCAGCAUCCCCCUGUGGGGAACAAGAGGUGUGUCAGUCUGGAGGUCAGUGCCGAGAACCCCAGCACAGAGUAUGCGGCAGUGGUGUACCGUGCGAAACCCUUCCCUGGAAGGGCUGAGGACAGAGCCCAUGGACAACGUCCCGCAGUCUAGGCUGAAUCCUCCCUCCCUCCACACCAGCACAAGGACGGCACAGAUCCUCAGGAGGAGCCGCUGGUCAAUUGGAGGUUGGGGGAUACAGGGGGUUCUCUGUGUCCCACUCAUGUGGUGGGACCCACGAGACAUCAUUGUUAUGAGCCAGGUUGCUACUUGGUAUGUGUCCCUUUAAGGCACCUGGACAGUGGUGUAGUGGCGUGUGUGUGUGUGGCUUUAUCUGACUACUGCGAGGGAAAAUAAAGACUAUAACUGGAGCAUAGUGGCAGUUGCACAGAGGGAGAGAGAGAGAGAGAGAGAGAGUUGGUGGCACUGACUGCGGGUCUCUGUAUCUAUGGAUGAAGAACAGUAGCUGUGGCUGUCACUGUACAAUCCAUGUAUGGAUUUGUGGAACAAUCUGUGGCGUCCACUCUGUCGUUAACCUGUACUGGGAAGCAGGUAUGUCUGUGGGUGGCCAUGUGUCGAGUGCCCUCGGUGUGGCAGAUAUUUCGGAACAAAGCAAUGGUGAUUGAGGCGUCGUAUAGUUCCAUCGUGGAACUUGUGGAUUUCAUAAAUUCCUUCUCUCUAUAGUUACUCUACAUUCUCCUGUGGUUUUCAGAAGCCUUUGCUCAUCAUUCUACUUUAUGACUCGCUGAACUGAACUUUGAGAACUUUUCCUAGACUUGGGGGUUUGGGAAUUUGCCACACACACACUUCGGGUUUACUUUGGGGUCACUGUUUAA
Molecule: messenger RNA, 1691 nt
Organism: Pristis pectinata (smalltooth sawfish)
Lineage: Eukaryota; Metazoa; Chordata; Chondrichthyes; Rhinopristiformes; Pristidae
Product: signaling lymphocytic activation molecule-like
Exons: 6
Coding region: 1-969 (322 amino acids)
Source: RefSeq, a predicted model, not a curated record